CGCCGCUGCCCUCCGUCCAUUGGCCUUAGGCUCUUUCCGUUUCCGCCCAACCCUCCGCAAUCCACCAAUCAUCUUGCGCGCUUGGGAAGACACCGCCUCCCAGGCCGUCGCCUGGGCCCCUCGGUCUCCUCAGGCUGCUGCCUCCGCUGCUGGCUGCCUCCUCCUUCCCCACCUCCUCCGUCCGGGGAGCGACCGCGGGGGCCCGAGGGGCGGCGGUGGCGGCGGCGGCGCUAUGGAGCCUGGGCCCGGCGGCCGAGGCGCUGCGCGUGGACAGCGGCCACCCAGCGCCGCUCAGCCCCGCGAGCAGGAGCGGAAGCUGGAGCAGGAGAAGCUGUCCGGGGUGGUGAAGAGCGUCCACCGGCGGCUCCGCAAGAAGUACCGCGAAGUGGGAGAUUUUGAUAAGAUCUGGCGAGAACACUGUGAAGAUGAAGAAACACUUUGUGAAUAUGCUGUUGCAAUGAAAAAUUUGGCAGAUAAUCAUUGGACAAAAGCUUGUGAAGGAGAAGGGCGCAUUGAGUGGUGUUGUAGUGUAUGCAGAGAGUAUUUCCAAAAUGGUGGGAAGAGAAAAGCACUUGAGAAAGAUGAAAAAAGAGCUAUACUCGCCACUAAGACCACUUCAGCCUUAAACAUGCAUGAGUCUUCUAAACUUGAAAGUCAUUUAACCAACUUCAGCUUUACAAACCCUGAAUUUAUAACUGAGUUGCUUCAAGCCUCAGGAAAGAUCAGAUUACUUGAUGUUGGCAGCUGCUUUAACCCAUUUUUGAAGUUUGAUGAAUUUCUAACUGUUGGCAUAGACAUCGUCCCUGCUGUAGAGAGUGUAUAUAAGUGUGACUUCCUGAACUUACAACUUCAGCAACCACUCCAGCUUGCACAAGAUGCUAUAGAUGCUUUUCUGAAGCAGCUGAAAAACCCGAUUGAUUCUCUUCCUGGAGAACUCUUCCAUGUGGUGGUUUUCUCUCUUCUGCUUUCCUAUUUUCCAUCACCCUACCAGCGAUGGAUUUGCUGCAAGAAAGCCCACGAGCUGUUGGUGCUAAAUGGCUUAUUACUCAUCAUCACUCCUGAUUCUUCCCAUCAGAACCGCCAUGCUAUGAUGAUGAAAAGCUGGAAGAUUGCUAUAGAGUCCCUGGGCUUUAAACGCUUCAAGUAUUCAAAAUUUUCUCAUAUGCAUCUGAUGGCAUUUAGGAAAACCUCCCUAAAAACCACAAGUGACUUGGUUAGUAGGAACUAUCCAGGGAUGUUAUAUAUUCCUCAGGAUUUCAACAGUGUAGAAGAUGAGGAAUAUUCUAACCCUUCCUGCUAUGUCCGAUCAGAUGUAGAAGAUGAACAACUAGCAUACGGUUUCACAGAGCUCCCUGAUGCUCCUUAUGACUCAGAUUCUGGAGAAAGUCAAGCCAGCUCUGUUCCAUUCUAUGAGCUAGAGGAUCCCAUCUUACUUUUAAGUUAAUGUAAAAGCAAAAAACCCUUCCAGUUCAGACUCAUAAACUAAUUGCUUACACUAAUCGGAAAUACUAACAUGAACUCAGUACUUAAAACCUGGUUUGUAUCGUAGAAAUGCAAAGGUUUACAGAGUUUGCUAUUUUUUUCUACUUCUGAAUUUCAGAUUUUAUUCUUAUAUAGGAAGCUUAAAGUUUCAUGCAGAGUGACUUCUGUCAUAGCAGAAACCACUGUUACUUUAGCGUUUCGCACUAAGAUAAAAAGGUACCUUUUUUCUCUUUAGUACUAUUGUGAUAAUGAAGCCUAAUUUACUGUGUAUUUUCCCUUUCAGUUCAGCGUUGACUUUAAACCAUUGUAAUGAGGAACUUUAAGAUGUGUAGGAUGCUGUAGACUGCACUUUGAUGACUCACAAGUUAGAUAUUUCACAGAUAGGUUGUUUAGUUGUUUAGUUGUUUUUGUGGUGCACUUAUUUUUUUCUUUAAAUUGUUACCUGUUACAGAAAGACAUUUUCUCUUCAGUUUCAUUAGACCAUUCAGUAUUUCCUGAUCUUUUUUGAAAUUGGUGACAACUGGUUUUCCUUUAUUUCUUACUAAGCUCAUUUGGCAAUAUUAGACAUUGGGAGAGAAAUUUCCCUAAAUACAUAUUCUAAUUUUAUUAGCACAGUACAAUAAACACCAUUGCCAAAGUAGUAUUUUCAUGACUCUUAUGAAAUUGGGUAUUGGUGUUCAGUAUAUUUACCUGUGAAAGUUCACUUUUAUUUUUUAAAAUUUAGAGUUCAUUUACAAAAUUUGCUGUUGAAGCAAGGAGCAAUGUAUAAUACUUAAUACUGACUGAAAACACCUUUGUGAAAGGGUUUGCACUUGUACGAGUUUAUGUUCUGUUGAGACCAACUCUGAUAAGGUCCUCGCCAGUCCAUUAAGGAGGUGCUGCACUACAAGUCUGGAAUUAUAUUAAUGUUUUUAAUUAACCCUCUACUGAUACUCUUAUAAAAUGGUCUUGACCUUUUGGUAUCCUAAUUUCUUCCUAAGCCCUAGCAGAAAGUUUUCUUUGACUAAAUAAACCAUUAGUUGGCUGUGGGAAUUUUCCCUUUCCACAUUGAUAAAUGCCUUUCUGUGUUUCUGAAUCAGAAGCAAAUGAUUAAGGAGAACUAUAUGUCCAAACAAGACAAGUUUAAACAGUUAAGAACAUUUAGUCCUCAUUGUCUUGUCAGCCAGCAGUUGUCAUGUAAACUAUCAUUUUUAAGAGUGCCACUGUGUGGAUUUUUUUCAAGUGGUUAUUACAUUAAAAUUACCUCAUACUGAGGUUUUUGCACUGAAAUAUCACAGUUUCAG
Nannospalax galili (Upper Galilee mountains blind mole rat) is the source of this 2765-nucleotide messenger RNA. RefSeq names its product base methyltransferase of 25S rRNA 2 homolog (gene Bmt2). Gene Ontology annotation, biological process: negative regulation of TORC1 signaling. Bases 233 to 1444 code for a protein of 403 amino acids. The record is from RefSeq and is a predicted model, not a curated record. The transcript is spliced from 5 exons. Lineage: Eukaryota; Metazoa; Chordata; Mammalia; Rodentia; Spalacidae.